GAGGAGUCAGCUGCCCUGGCCAGCAGCACUCUUUCAGGACACCGCAGAAGCUUCCUGUGCCCAUGGGGCCCUUUCACCUGCUCCGUGCCCCUCGGCUUCGGGGCCUGAGUUCCCCGUACCGCAGGUCACGUAUGAGCUGCCCGCGGCCCGGCUUUCGCAAGAUGUUCAAGUGUAGCCGAAGAAGGUACAGGCAGAAGCUGCAAGGCCCAGCUGCUACCAAUGUUGCCACCACGAGCACAGACAUCAGUGCCACCCACACUGCCAUAACCAGUGUAUGGAUCCUCUCACCUCAAGGUCUCAGGCCUUGCCGUCAACCUGGGAGCUUUCUCAUCCUUUAGGAAGCACAGAAGCUCGGCCUGCUCUGGAUCCACAUCUCCAAGGGGCUGGAAAUGGUGAACAUGAAACACAAUCA
Molecule: messenger RNA, 412 nt
Organism: Cavia porcellus (domestic guinea pig)
Lineage: Eukaryota; Metazoa; Chordata; Mammalia; Rodentia; Caviidae
Gene: P3r3urf
Product: PIK3R3 upstream open reading frame
Exons: 2
Coding region: 63-338 (91 amino acids)
Source: RefSeq, a predicted model, not a curated record